AUGGCUUCAGAAGAUGUCUAUUUGUCGAAGUUGAAUGAAAUAAUUGAAUUGUUUCAAAAUUACAAACCAGGUAGAAUUAACUUAGAUAAUAUUACAAAAUUAUGCCAAACUUUGGGUUUGGAGUCUUUCAUCGACGACAUAGACACAAAUAUAUCAAGACUCUCCACGGCGUCAAAAAUAAUAGUCGUGGAUAUCGAUUUUGAUAAAUCAUUAGGGAAAGUAAAAGAUGUAAAACUUGUUUUGGCUUCGAAUUUUGAUAAUUUUAAUUAUUUUACAGAUAAAUCAUUGCUAUUAAACAGUGUUAAUGGCACAAAUAAUACUAAUUUGAAAGAGGAGCAAACUGAAAACAACAUUCUACUGAAUUCGUUGACAAAUUAUGCAGAUUUGAAUGAGUUUUAUCAAAAUUUAAAAUACAUUUAUCUGUUGGAUACAUAUUCUUGUAUAGAUUUGGAUUCAAAUCAAGCAAAAUCAAAGUCCAGUGGAAACACAACUGUAAUUAAUAGUGGAGAUAUUAUCUCAACAACUAAUUAUGCUGUAAGCGCAACUGACAAUGUCUCUUCGUUGCAAAUAUCGUCAACUGGCAAUAUGAAACCAAAUUCAAGUCCAAAUGCAAAUGCAAACUUGGAUGUAAAUAAUGCACAUACUGCUACAUCUCCAGUACCAGCACAGAAUAUUGAUAAAAAUGAUUGUAAACUAGAUCUGUUCAAAUAUUAUACAGAGCUAGCAGAUUAUGUCAGAAAUUAUUUCAUUUCAAAUAACUCAGAUUUCACAGUUAUAACAAAUUUAAGAGAUAUAUUCGGUAUUUAUAUUAUUUGGAAUGACGAUUUCAAGAAUCCUAUUGCAAGAAUAUAUUUAGAAAAGUCCAAAGAAUCAAAAAAUCGUCUAUUUGAAUUUGUGUAUUUACCAGGAGAUGAUAAAUGGUCAAAUGAAGAUUUUGAAAAGUACACUAUAGGUGUAUCCUUAGUGAUGGAAAUAAUGGGUGAAACAGAAAACCAAACUGGGAAGCAUAACAGCAUAUGGUUCCCAAAGGAGUCUAUCUCUGACGAUCUUAUUUUACAAUCGUCAUUUACAGAUAUUAUAAAGGAAAAUAUUGAUUCUAACGACAAUAAUAUGUUGAAUAUCUUGUUUAAAAAUAUCCAAAGCGAUAAUAACUUGUCAAUUAAUGAUUACUUGAUUUUCAGUGGCAAGUGUAGGUUAGUUAACGAUUUUACUACAAGCUUAAUAAAUAUAUCUAAAUUUGAUAUAGGUAAUGAUCAUUUGGAUUUAAUGUUAGAGAUAUUAAACUGGAUUAAAUGGUCGAAAAUGGUUCUAACACCAGUUUUUGAGAUUAUAAGCAGGGAUAAUAAUGGCUCGACAGAUGAUUUUUCAAGUUAUGAAAAAGCUAAUGAUUCAAAUAUAGAUGAAAACAUAAAUUUACAAAAAUUAAAAAUGAAAACUAUAAGAUCUACUAGAAGAAGGUCAUCAUCUCUUGCCAAGAGGCCUAGUAUUGUCGAAGCCUCUAUUCUGAAAGAUGAAGGGUUGCAGCAAUUCAAUUUACAUGAGAUUAUGUCGCAACCUGUCAUAGAAGAUGAAAAAAUUGAUGGUCUAGAUUACGUUGAGGAAUCUGCCUCCGAAAAUCCGUUACAUAACGAUAGUAAUGAGAAUGCAAACGAAGAUAUUGAGAUGGAAGAUGCUCAAGGGAUGGACUUUAAUACAGAGCCAAUGCUGAAAAUAGAAAAUAAUAACAAAAAAAUAAUAAAAUCAUAA
Tetrapisispora phaffii CBS 4417 is the source of this 1746-nucleotide messenger RNA. RefSeq names its product Med1p (gene MED1). The transcript has a single exon. The record is from RefSeq and is a predicted model, not a curated record. The coding region runs from base 1 to 1746 and encodes 581 amino acids. Lineage: Eukaryota; Fungi; Ascomycota; Saccharomycetes; Saccharomycetales; Saccharomycetaceae.